AUGUUGCGCCGAGCUAGCUCGUGUACGCCUCCACAGAGUCCUAGACCUGCAAAAAGGCAGAAGGUGCAACACUUGACGUCGGAAAGCUUCAAAAAUGGAGUUAUGCUGGCACCAAUGGUCCGAUCCGGUUCUCUGCCUACCCGUUUAUUUGCGCUGAAGCAUGGUGCAACACUUGUUUGGUCGCCGGAAGUUGUUGACAAAGCUAUUCUACAUGCUGAGAGAGUCAUUGAUCAAAAGCCGUACCUUAUUUAUCAAGUUGGCUCAGCAGAUCCUGAGCUUGCUGUAAAAGCUGCACAGACAGUGCAGCAGGACAUCUCCGGCAUAGACCUCAACUGCGGGUGUCCGAAGCCAUUCUCCACACAUGCAGGAAUGGGAGCUGCACUCCUUACGAACCCGGAUCUUCUAUGUUCUAUUCUAAAAGCGUUGCGUGCAGCAAUGCCUCCAGAAAUUUCAGUAUCUGCAAAGAUCCGCCUACUUCCAACUCAGGAGGAUACGCUCAAGCUGGUAGAACGAAUAGUGGAUACCGGGAUAACUAAUUUGACUGUGCACUGUCGAACGCGAAAUAUGCGACCUAGGGAACAGGCCUUGAUUGGUAGAAUGCGCGAGAUUGUUGAGUUUGUGGAGAAGAUGGGUAAGGGCGUAUCAGUCAUUGAAAAUGGUGACUGUGUUAGUCGGGAGGAUGCUAUACGCAUACGGGACAUCACUGGUGCUCAUUCUUGCAUGAUUGCAACUGCUGCGGAGUCAAAUCCGACUUGCUUCUCGCCCACCCCACUCUCCGAUCUCAUCAAGACGUUUGUUCCUUCAUACAUUCGGCUGGGACGAUAUCUAGGUAACCAUUUUGGGAACACUAAGUUUUGCGCGAUGACGUUUAAAGGUGCAAAUAAGGACGUCAAGAAGGCUGAACGACAGAGACUCACGGAGAAACUACAUCGUGCUAAAUCAUACGAGGAUCUGGACGAGUUCGUCGGAAGCUUAUGGAACGGUGACGAAGAGUUGCGCGAAAUCGAGAACAGUAUCGCCGCACGUGUCAAUGGCGUUUUGUAUCCACUUGAUCCUCCCCCUCCAAAGGCUAUGCAGGAGAAGAUGGAGAAAGAACUCAUAAACUCGGUUUCAAAUGGAAUGGAUGCUGGCAGGUCUGAUGCAUUGUUGAACGCUGGAUCGUUGGAGAAUGAGCCAACACCAUCGAAAACUCCGCCCGACCGCGAAAACCCUGAGCCAGUGUCAACUAAUGCUCCUCUCUUACCCGUGAACGAGCAACUCAUUCCAAUACCUGCCUUGGUCAUUGGUGAAGAUGCUCCGACGCCUUCACCGACACCUAGACCUUAG
Molecule: messenger RNA, 1326 nt
Organism: Fomitiporia mediterranea MF3/22
Lineage: Eukaryota; Fungi; Basidiomycota; Agaricomycetes; Hymenochaetales; Hymenochaetaceae
Product: FMN-linked oxidoreductase
Exons: 5
Coding region: 1-1326 (441 amino acids)
Biological process (GO): tRNA dihydrouridine synthesis
Cellular component (GO): cytoplasm
Molecular function (GO): flavin adenine dinucleotide binding; tRNA dihydrouridine synthase activity
Source: RefSeq, a predicted model, not a curated record